Molecule: messenger RNA, 4995 nt
Organism: Acanthochromis polyacanthus (spiny chromis)
Lineage: Eukaryota; Metazoa; Chordata; Actinopteri; Pomacentridae
Gene: kcnq2a
Product: potassium voltage-gated channel, KQT-like subfamily, member 2a
Exons: 19
Coding region: 464-3247 (927 amino acids)
Biological process (GO): potassium ion transport; transmembrane transport
Cellular component (GO): membrane
Molecular function (GO): voltage-gated potassium channel activity
Source: RefSeq, a predicted model, not a curated record
AGCUGGGUGGAGAGGAUGGGGGUUAUCUCAGGACAGAUUUUGAGACAAAUGUUUUCCCCAAAGCACACAAAUGCUCCUCCUUUGAAGUCGGUAACUUGUGACUGUUUUGGCAGAACGUUUGACCAGCUGCAGCAGAUGUUGCAGCUUUAAAUUAAGGCAGAGUUGAAAUGUACAGUGCUGUGAUAUUCUGGCCCAUUGAAUGAUUGCAGAUCUGCUGAUGACCAACGUGAUUAGACUGGAGUGAAACUGCAUUGUGCGUCUCCCUCCUUGCUGUCUGUCAGAUGGCCGGAAGGGGCUAAGGCAAAAGCAUAUACUGUGCAGUUUCGCGUGGUUAUUGCAUUUGGUUUUCUAAGGGGACCGACACCGUCUGCAUUCUCCACCAGCACACACCCCUCAGCACCGGUGAUGCAUCCCCGCGGCAAGGACACGGACAACUCCUCGCUGGAAUCGUCUCGACUUUAGAAUGGUGCAGAAAUCUCUCAACGGCGGGGUUUACCCAACUCAGGCCGGAGAGAAGAAGCACAAAGUCGGGUUUGUUGGUUUGGACCCCGGGGCUCCCGAAUCCAGCAGGGAUGGGGCGCUGCUCAUUGCGGGUUCGGAAAGCACCAAGCGGAGCAGCAUCCUCUGCAGACCCAGAUCCAGCAUCUCCGCCGGUAGACCCAGACCGUCGAAGAAAAAUGCCAACUAUCGGAAACUACAGAAUUUCCUAUAUAAUGCACUGGAGAGACCGCGGGGAUGGGCGUUCAUCUACCACGCUUAUGUUUUCCUCCUGGUCUUCUCCUGCCUCAUACUCUCAGUCUUUGCCACCAUCAGAGAAUUCAAAAACAGCUCAGAGAGUGCCUUGUACAUCUUGGAAAUUGUGACCAUCGUGGUGUUUGGAGUGGAGUACAUCGUGAGGAUUUGGGCCGCAGGCUGCUGCUGUCGAUACAGAGGAUGGAGGGGGAGACUAAAAUUUGCCAGAAAGCCUUUUUGUGUCAUAGACAUUAUGGUGCUGAUUGCCUCAGUGUCUGUACUGGCAGCUGGAUCUCAGGGCAACGUUUUUGCCACUUCGGCCAUCAGGAGUCUGAGAUUCCUGCAGAUCCUACGCAUGCUGCGUAUGGACCGCCGUGGAGGGACCUGGAAGUUGCUCGGUUCUGUAGUGUAUGCCCACAGCAAGGAGCUCAUCACGGCCUGGUACAUCGGUUUCCUGUGUCUCAUCCUGGCUUCAUUCCUGGUCUACUCUGUGGAAAAGGAGUCAAAUAUUGAGUUUGAGACCUACGCUGAUGCUCUUUGGUGGGGACUGAUCACUCUCACCACCAUUGGUUAUGGUGAUAAGGUUCCCAAAACGUGGAACGGACGCUUGCUGGCAGCUACUUUCAGUAUGAUCGGAGUGGCUUUCUUUGCACUUCCUGCUGGCAUCCUGGGUUCUGGCUUUGCCCUCAAAGUCCAAGAGCAGCACAGGCAGAAGCAUUUUGAGAAGAGACGUAACCCUGCUGCAGGCCUCAUCCAGGCGGCUUGGAGGUUUUAUGCUACCAACCUUUCCCGUACAGACCUGCUAUGCACCUGGGAUUUUUAUGAGCAGACUGUAGCUGUUCCAAUGUACAGACUCAUUCCACCUCUGAAUCAGCUGGACCUGCUGAGGAAUCUGAAGGGCAAGUCAUUCAGGAAGGAGUCUCAGACAGAAACCUCUCCCAGUAAUGAAAAUGCACACAAAGACAGACUUUGCGGGUGCUGUCCAAGAACUAUUAGUCGGAAGGCCAGUCUGAAGGACAAGGUGUUUCCCAGUCCUUCCAAGGCUCCCCUGGCCAAGGGGAAGGCCCAGUCCCCAGGGCCAGAGGACGGGGCUGAGGCAAGCCCCAGCAAGGUCACUAAGAGCUGGAGCUUCAAUGAGAAGAACCGAGGGCCGAAGCAUGCCUUCAAAGUCCGGGGCAGCACCUCGCGCCAAAACUCAGAGGUGCUGAUUGAAAUGCAGGACGAAGACUUUGGACUGAAGAGUUCUCCAGCAAUUGAAGGUUUAAUAAAGGCGAGCCUCCCAGGGGAGGAAAUUGGUGAUGAUAAGAGCUGCCACUGCGAGUUUCUCACCCAAGAAUUAUCACCAGGCCUGAAGGUCACAAUCAGGGCAAUCUGCAUCAUGAAGUUCCUGGUGUCAAAGAGGAGGUUCAAAGAGAGUUUGCGGCCUUAUGAUGUCAUGGACGUGAUUGAACAGUACUCUGCAGGUCACCUGGACAUGCUGUCUCGGAUUAAGAACCUGCAGUCCAGGAUAGAUAUGAUUGUGGGGCCCCCUCCCCCAACAACACCUCGCCAUAAGAAGUCCACUGAAGGUCCUAGAGUUGACCAGAUAGUUGGUAAAGGUCCUAAAGCUGAAGGAGACACUACAGAAGAUCAGAGCAUGAUGGGACGACUGGUCAAAGUGGAAAAACAGGUGGUCUGUAUGGACAGGAAACUUGACUUCUUGGUCAAUGUGUACGUGCAACGUAUGGGCAUCCCUCGUUCUGAAACAGAGGCCUUUUUCAACUCAAAAGAGCCGUAUCCAGCCCCGCCUUACCACAGCCCAGAGGAGAGCAAGGACGAGAAGGAGGGAAAAGAGGAGGUGAAGGAGGAAAAGGAGGUGAAGACAUGCUCAGCGGCAGAAGUCCCAUGUUCUGAGGGGUCUUUAGAAAAGAAAGAUCCUUUACUUGGUCGGCCUGUGGCAAGAUCAGUGGGUACUCCUUCAGGCAGCAACAGCCGCCCCUCUACCUCCUGGCAGCAUCAGCUGCAGCACCCUCUUAGCCAGCCUGCCUGGAACAGCAGCGUGGCCAAUAGCCCUUCCCCAGUAGGUGGCAGCGGUGACCAUUCACCCACCCUCUUCCGCCUUCCACCUCCUCCUGCUCCAGUUCACGACCGAUCCUCCUCCGGUCAGGGUGAGAGCGGCUCUCAGAGCAGGAGGCGCCACAGGAGGCAGCAGUGUCAGCAAGAUGCCGCUGCUGUGGAGAGUGACACGUCUCUCUCCAUCCCAUCCGUAGACCAUGAGGAGCUGGAGCGCUCCUUCAGUGGCUUCAGCAUCUCCCAGGCCAAGGAGGACUUCUUUGGGCCUUCUUUCUUUACAGGUUCCGGAGGGGGAGGUGCAAUGGGGACUGAAGCCGGAGCUGGACCUUCACUUUGUGCCAGGGUCAGACCCUUCAUAGCGGAGGGAGAAUCAGAUACAGACUCUGACCUCUAUGCUCCCUCACCCCUGUCCUUCACUGGAGAGGUCUCCUGUGGAGAGAGGGGAUGGCCGGGACUGAAGUAGGUCAGAGAGGACUGCUCUGCCUGGCUGGUGUGAGAACAGAUCGGUGCUUCAGCUGCCAACACGAGACCUAUGAUUAGACCUUGUAGCCAGCUGACUUACUGUUAAUGAUGAUGCUGUUACAGACUAUGUUAGGUCAAGUGGAUGGUUAUGAGUUGUUGUUCAUCAUUUAUGAUGGUAAAAAUAUGUCCUCAUAAAAACAAAGGAGUCAUCUGUUAUCACCUUUUAUGUUUGUGAUGUAAUACUUCUUGAGCAGUGCUUAAUUAUAGUUGCAUCAAGAUCUUGAUUAAUUGGGAAAAAAAUUGAUGUUGAGGAGCAUUUUUCUGUCAUUUAUUAGUGAUGGAAGGUACAUGUGAGAGAGUGAUAUGUAGUACGUUUGCAUUGAACUUAUACUUGACUCUGAUUUGUAUCAAACAACGCAGAAAGUGUCAUUUUGGUUUCUGUUAAAAGUAGUGGGUGCACCUCCUCUGUUAGACACUGACCACUUUAGCUUUCAAAAGAUAAUGGGAGUUUGUAAUGCAAGAUUGUUACACGGUGAAUCACACGGUUAGCAUAGUGUCUUGAUAUAUUCUAUACCUUUGAAUGACUUAAGGUGUUAUGAUGCCAAAACCUUAGCUAUGAUAAUCAGUUAGAUUGUUGCAGACUAAACAAAAAAAUGGUUGCUUUUCACAUCAUUAAUUCAGCUUGGUGUUUAUGGAAUACUACAGAAGUCCCCUUAAAGUAAUACAGACACUCCCCCCAAUAAACCAGUGAACCUCUUGCAUGGCAUGUUAAAUGGUUGAUUUUAAGGACUGUGUUAAGCAGGCUACCAAACCAAACUGCUGCAAAAAAGUCAGCUGUAAAACUGUGUUUUUCUUCUAUACGAACAGACAGAGUGGUGUUAAUAAAAUGUAAAUGCGCCUGCAUGACUGGUUUCAAGUUGUAUUUUACAUUUUCUAAGGGGCUUUGCUUGAAUUCCAACCAUGUAAAUGCAACCUGAGCUUGCUAAUUUCAAUAGCUCUUCUUUUCUGGGCAAAUAUGUACAUGAAUUAUGUACACAUCAAAUGUAAAAACAGAUGUUUAAUGAUGCAUAUGUAUGGAAACAAUGUGGGCUGAAAUGGACACUUUUUGUAUUGUUAUCACACAACAUGUUGUGUUAGAUUAUGAAGGUCUGGGACACUGACUUGUUUGUCAGACAUGAUCGUAUGCAGCCUGCAAUGCAUUGAUCAUUCAUUUAGAUUGUCCGAUGCUAUGGCACUAAAUGAGGAAAUGCAAUAAAUAGCAAGUGAGGCAGUCAAGAACCAUUCUUUACAAACAUUGCCUUAUUUUCACACUAAAAUCCAUUUUAUAAGAACACAAGUCAACCAUUUAAUUUUUAACAUUUCUUAAAAGUAGUGAAAGUACAUUUUCAAAUGUUACUGUAUAUAGGAAGUUCUGUGGCCCGAGAGCAGCUGUUCUAGGUUACAUGUAGUCAUGAAUAACAUUUUAAGCAUGAACAGUGUGUUGUUGCUGUUGUUCAAACUAACCUGAACAACACAAAUACCCCCAUUUCAACAUUACAGCCCGAGACAUGGACAUGAUACCUAAAGAAUUUUCCUUUAAAGGAGACUGUUCACACAAUCCAUAUUUAAAAAAAAAAAAAGAUGACACAAAACUGGCGGCAUGUUUUGUAAAACAGUUGAGAGGGCCUGUAGGGUUUUCCAAAGUCAACACCAUCAUGUAACUGCACCUUAAUCUUCUUCAAUAAUAAAAAUUUGUACAUCACAGACAAA